Branchiostoma floridae (Florida lancelet) is the source of this 3051-nucleotide messenger RNA. RefSeq names its product probable UDP-sugar transporter protein SLC35A5. Gene Ontology annotation, molecular function: pyrimidine nucleotide-sugar transmembrane transporter activity. Gene Ontology annotation, biological process: pyrimidine nucleotide-sugar transmembrane transport. The record is from RefSeq and is a predicted model, not a curated record. Bases 220 to 1488 code for a protein of 422 amino acids. The transcript has 6 exons. Gene Ontology annotation, cellular component: Golgi membrane. NCBI's taxonomy places the organism in Eukaryota, Metazoa, Chordata, Leptocardii, Amphioxiformes, Branchiostomatidae.
CGUAAAACGUGGACACCUAAGACUCAGUGGCACAACUUCAACGCAGUGAUCUUGACGUUUGUGACUCUCGGACGGCAUACAUUUUCCUUUCAUGGGUACUGAGGAAGGUCUAGAACCCCCUAUGAUACCAGCACUUUUUGACCCGCUGGUAUUUGAGGUCAGACAAUGCCGGCACUUGGUUUAAAGCUCAACACUGCAUGAAAAGACCGACAAGCGAAGAUGAAACCUUUCCUGACACAACUGCGCCCACAGCGUGACACGGUCACGACAGUUCUGCUCGGAGCCUGGUUCAUCUCGCUCGGCGUGCUGAAGAUUCUGUUCAUGAAAUUUUCAGCGAAUGAAGAUGGAGGGUAUGACUACUUGCCAGUGACUGUGAGUGUGUGUGCAGAGUUCCUGAAGCUACUGGUGUGUGGGACCAUAGCAAUAUGGGUCAAGUACACAGAGGAAGGUUCGUUUAAGGACAAGUUUGCCAUCACCAGACAUGACAUGUUAGGACUGCUGCGCUGGGCUGUACCAGGUCUGCUGUAUUUUAUGGACAACCUCAUGCAGUUCUACGUCAUCACGUUUUUCCAUCCUGCAAUGGCAGUUCUACUAUCCAACUUUGUCAUCAUCACCACCUCUCUGCUUUUCCGACUAGUGUUGAAGAGAGUUCUAACUUCCAUUCAGUGGGCGUCCCUGGCUGUCCUGUUCCUGGCUAUUGUGUCCCUGUCCAGCCAAAGUCACCACGUCGGCGCUGAGUCCAGCUCUGUCCAGAAACCCCAGGCCAUUGACCACGUGGUGGUGGCCAGUCUCAACCACCAUGACCAGAUCUGCAUGGUCCGACAGAGCCUCAUCAACAACGAAACAUCGCACAUUGACCACACCUCAACUUCAAAUUUGCCAUUUUCCCUAAACAUGGGCCACCUCUUGGUGAUAGUGCAAUGUUUCAUCGCCUCCUCUGCCAACAUUUACAAUGAGAAAAUCUUCAAGGAAGGAAACGGCUUGCAAGAAAGCAUUUUCAUCCAGAACAGCAAGCUUUACAUGUUUGGUGUUCUCUUUAACGGCAUCACCCCCCUGAUAAUACCGAGUUACAGGAGACGGCUGUUUGAAUGUGGCUUCUUCUACGGCCACAACAGUUACUCCAUUGCACUACUCUUUGAUGUGGCGUUAUUCGGACUGACGGUGUCCAUUAUUCUGAAAUUCAGGGACAACAUGUUUCACGUGUUGGGCACGCAGGUCACGACGGUUAUCGUAAUCACCUCGUCAAUUUACCUCUUCCAUUUUGUGCCAACGCUGCAGUUCUUCCUGACAGCGCCUAUCGUCCUCCUGGCGGUUUUCAUCUACAAUGCAGCCAGGGUGAAAAGUACGAAAACGAAGCACGGCGCCUCAUUGGUGAGGACUCACGAUCAGGAAGAAAGGGGCAGGCCAGAAGGAAUGGAGCUUCUCCCCAGACAGAGGCACAACAGUGCCAGCAAAACUUCUGAUGAAGAAACUGAAGAAGAACUCUGAGACUUUUAAAUUAAGAAAUUUGAGGACACCUUCUUUGAAAUGGUAACUUUUUUUAUCCUCAAGGGAAGCCCAUAUUGUGGGAAAUGUUUUCUCAGUGGAAGAAAACUUCAUUCAAGACAUGUUUUUAUGUUAACCCCAAACACUCCUUGGAUUUAUAUUGAUACAGUCUGUAACAAGUGAUUUGCGUUUAGGGUAACAAGUUCAUUUUUUUAGCUGGGCUAAAUUUUUAAAGUAAAAAAGGCAAAUGAAUGUAGCUCAGGGCUAUAUUUUUGGUGAAAAUGCAUAUUUUUGCAUUGAAUUUAAAACUUGAUACCAGCCAGAAUGCCUUGUCACUUCUCAGGUUGAGAAUCUGUAUGAUAUGACUAUAAAAACUUAGAUAGAAAAAUACUAGAAAUAUAAAUUUUUUGUCAAUGUGUUUCAUAAUGUACUAAGCCUAAAGAUGUCAAGUGUCUAACACGGUACCGGUGAAGCAAUAGGAGUUCACAAACUGUAUGUAUGUGAGUAAUUUGUCCCAGCCUGAGUGACAGUGAUAUGUUUCAGCAAAACAAUUUAAAGAGUGCAUCGGCAAAUGUUAGUAAUGAAGCUGUCUUAAACAAUCAUGACAUGAAAAAAGGUGAAUUAGUUGCCAAAUGAUACAUUUGUAUCAUUAACAACAUAAUUCAGUUCUAUUAAUAAUGCAGCUUCAGUAUGGUGGUUUGUUUUUGGACUGCAGAGAAAAAAUGACUAGAACAUAUAUUUUCUGAAAUAUAAUUUAUUAGGCUAUAACUAACUGAUUUGUCUAGAUAUUUGCACUGCCUGAGAUAUAAUUGAGUAAGUUUAUUAUAGAUUUGCUUAUGAAAUUGCGCAGCCUAAUUCCACCACACAGAGUGCCCUAACACAGUGUGCCUUACAAAAGGCAACUUUUAAAUAAAUUAUACCCCAUUUCAUAUCAUAUUGAUAUAGAAUUAUGUCACAAUCACAUCAAAUUAUAUCACAUAUAUGAUAUGAUAUAGAGCCAAUGGUUCUUUCUCAGGUGGAAAUUAAAGGAAAACAAUUCAUGUUAUAAUCUUUUUGUAGAAGUAGCUAAAGCCUUCAAGUAGCACAUUGUGUGAUUUUAUUUUCUUUCUCAAAAUAAUGCAUAGUGUGUAGCAAGCAACCAUAUGACUAGGACUUCCUUGAAAAUUUUAUUCUUGAUUUGUUUAAUUACAUGUACUUGUGCCAAUAGAGGAUGCUACUAUUAUUUGAUAGGUGUGGGUGCCUUUUGACUCAAUACUGUUGUAGAUUGAAAGUGCAAUCAAAAUCAGCAGAUUCGAACAUCGUGCCAUGUUUACUUCAUAAGAAAACUAUGAAAGGGCUAAGUUUCCACUUAGCUUAUAUAUGCUACAAGUAGAUGUAUAUUUUCUGACUGUCAUAAAAAUGUCUUGUCCCUGUUGUUAAUGUUACACUGUGUGCAUGAGACAUGCUGAUUGUAAUCAUUGUAGACUUGAUCUAAAGCAAAGCCUGUAUCAAAUUGUAGGUCAGUGUGACUGAAUGACAGCAAUACACCAAUCUAACACUUCUUUGUGAUGUCUGUUUUAUUCAUGA